GCUGAGUGGAGCUGGAGCACGCCUAGACAGUUCUUUGGCACUCUGGAGCACGGCGUGCAUGUGGCGCCCCAGCAGGCCAACGCCGUCGUGUGCCAAGGCGCGGCACACUGGCUUUUCAGGCGGACGUCAAGCUUUUACACGCUCAGUGUGUGCGCUAAGACUGCCCACAUGUCCUUAACAAGGCUCCCAAUCACGCCGAACCAAACCGACCUCAACUUGUAUAGUGAACCAAUGCUUAGUGUCACCAAUGACGGGAUGCUAUCGUUACUUCGUUUGUAUAGGAAAUUCACCAUGCUGGAGAUCUGGACAUGUCAAGGUGACUAUAAAAGUGAGGAUGACAACGUGGACCGCUGGUACCGCACAAAGAUGAUCAAGCUAAAACGACCCACGCAGAUUAAGAUCGACCUUGUGCGAUGCGUGUGUAUCGGAGAGAUGAGUGGCAAACUGCUGGUCAAUGACAAUCAAGGUUGUGUGUACAUUGCAGACUUCCAAACUGGUGCAAUGGAGACGGUCACCGAGUGGUUUCGCGGCAGUGUCCAGAGUGCUAUACCCUUUGAGAUGGAUUGGCCUGCCUACUUCAUGUCUAAGUUGGCUGGUGGCAGGAUCAAGCGGACUAAACCGGGAGGAGCUAUACAGAAAAUUGCGAAAUCUUUCUGGGGACUAGUAGUUGUGUCAGUAAUCUUUGGACCAAUUGCUAUGAGGUGGGCUUGGGCCUAGUAGGAGCUACAAGAAUCUUAGGUUUUUGUGUGGCAGACUUGGUGAACACCUAAGUUAAUAUACUACGUACGGGCGCAAUGGCUACAAACUUUUCCAUUGACUUUUUUCAUCAGAUCAACAGCUUGGAGU
Molecule: messenger RNA, 846 nt
Organism: Aegilops tauschii subsp. strangulata
Lineage: Eukaryota; Viridiplantae; Streptophyta; Magnoliopsida; Poales; Poaceae
Source: RefSeq, a predicted model, not a curated record